Molecule: messenger RNA, 2305 nt
Organism: Ruditapes philippinarum (Manila clam)
Lineage: Eukaryota; Metazoa; Mollusca; Bivalvia; Venerida; Veneridae
Exons: 4
Coding region: 596-955 (119 amino acids)
Source: RefSeq, a predicted model, not a curated record
ACGCGUUCCACAGGUGUUUGUUAACAAAACGUAUGUGUUCUCGUUGUGUGCAGUAUAAAAACACAUGCGUUUCUUUAUGGAGCGGGUGUUUAUAACUAAAACAGUAAUGUGCAGUGUUUAAACGGUUGGUGUUUAUAUUGGCAUGCCUGUGUGCAAACAUGAAACGUUUGUGUUUACUUUUAUGUCAUAAGCUCAUCUCGUCUUUUGAUUAUUUAUAACAAAUAAAACAGAAACAUAACAGUUAACAGAAACAUAACAGUAAGGAUAAGACAAUACGAAUGUUUAGAAAUGUUUAAUGCGAAAGUGUCUCUGUCUUAAACGCCGGUGUUUCAGGGGGGAACAUUUUGCGUAUGUCAUGAGUGCCGAUCAAGAACACCCUCUGAUAUUAUCCGAGGUGUUACGAAUUUAACUUCCUUUCUCCUGCUGCAGCCGGAAUUUUUGGCGCAAAUUUUACCUUUCUUCAUUUUUGUGUAAAUUUAGCAAGGAAAACAUAGAAAAACAACAGCAAAAGGAUGACUCUAAAGUGGCAGUGCUGAAGACUUUAGAAUCAGAAACAGCUAACAGAAAUAGAAAGGACCAGAAGACUACGCCUUUGAUGCAAAUAAUUAAGCUUGAAGAUGAUGGGAAUUUUGGGAGACUUCUUUCUUCUGCACCAGAGUCGGCACCAAAGUUGGUUGCAAUUGAGAAAGAUAAACGAAUUGUGAACAUGGCUAUUGUUUGUGAUGGUACACACAUUCUUCUAGAGACAGCCGAUUCAAAAGAGGCCAAAGCUGUGUUGAUUGGUUUGGUUUACCUUGCAGACCUAGAUUAUCCAAAGGCAUAUUCACAGGUGCGUGGGUUCCUUCAGCAAACUGAACUUCAGCAGCAGUUUGAUGGGCAUAAGAGCUACGGAUUUGUUCAAUAUUUAAAGACAGUGAACUCCGAGAUGGAGAGGAAAGAAAAGAAGCCAAUGUGACUUAAGUGAUCCAGCUUUCAUAAAAGGAAAAGUUGAACUUUACUUUCAUUUGGAUAAUUAUCAGUUUACACUUAUUCAGAAGUAUGUUUUACUAUUCAGCACUGAGAUAAGUCAAGCACGCUGUCUUACAUACAGCUCUUUUUGGACUUGGGUUAAUAUUAUAGCACUUUGGUUAAUAUUAUAGCAAUGUUGGAAAUUUGUGUGCAAUUUAAAGUACUUUCAUAGUUUAUUGUAGGAAUGGCAACAAAUACUGAUUUUGGUAUUCGAAUAUUUGUAUAGAGCAUUCAAAUGUUAUCCAAUAUUUGAAUAUUCGUAUAAAAAUUGUAUGCAUCCAAAUUUGUACAAUGCACUAUGAUCAAUAAGUUUUCCUGUUGAAUUGAGAAUUUUUAUUCUCUUUUUUUGAGAGUCGUUGAUGAUGCCUUAAUAUGUAACUAUUCACAAUCUUCAUCAUGAGUAUUUUUUAAGAACUGAUUUCAUAAAUUAGAUGUGAUAUUUGCCAGCUGAAGGCAUUAUUGAGGGGUGAACAUCUCAUCAUAUUUAAUGACUUGUAAAUCCAUAAUUGUUUUAUCCUAUGUUUUGUUACAAAGAUAAAUUGUUUCAUUAACUGUAGUUUUUUUGGAUUGCAAGUAAAUCAAAAGUUACUAAGUACAUACUUUUUAUUAUAUUUAUUUAUUUUAUGUUUAUCACCGACUGUACUUAAUGCUGAUCAUGAAUUAUUAAUAUAUUGCUUCUGAUCAACUAUGUUAAUUACAGAGGAUGACUGUUGCACAAUCCAUUUAUAUAAAUAGCACUGUAAGAUUUCAUGAAAAAACACAUAUAUUUUAUAAAAAGCGAAUGAUUUUAACCAAUAGAAAUCUGGCUAUUUUAGUACAAAUUAAUAAUUUCAUAUUUCUUGCAACAGAUGUUUGAUGAUGUCAUAAUUUUUAGCUUGAUUAUUUAAAAAAUGGGAAGGCAAUAGCUUAGCAGCUGAUCCUAGCAUUAGUGUUGCAUGACACAAUGUUAAAUGUUUUAGACAAAGAAAGACAACCAGUUCUGAUAUUUAUUUGGAACUUCACCACACAUGUUUUGUAUGUAAAUAUAAGUUCACAUAAAAAGACCAAUAACUCUGUUCUGCAUUUUGACUAAAUGAUGUUCCUUUUAGAAAAUUCUGCAUAUGUAAAAUUAUGUAUUUUUUGUGUGAAAGAUGUAUCUCCAGUCAUAGAAUUUUAGCCGAAACUUUGUACAUGUGUUAGAUACGAAAAUAUUAUUUACCAAUACCCAUUCAAGGUAAUGCAUUUGAUUGAAAUAUGCCUCAUUUCGGAGUAAAUGCAUUGGGAAUAGUGCAGGCAUCAUCGCAUGUUGUCGCUCUAA